AUGCCACUAUCAUCUGCACUUCAAGCACGUUUAAUUGAACGUGGUAUUCUUAAUGCUACGAAUAUUAAUGCUGCGCUUGAUGCUAGUGCUGAAAAUGAUGAAAAAAGCGAAGAAGUAUUUGCUGAAAGUUAUGAUGAACGUGAUGAUCAUCAUUCAUCAUCAACAAUACCAAAAAAAACUGUUUCAAGUAAUUUCUCAGCUGCGGAUGUUCAAAUUGAAUUUGAAGAAUGUAUUAAAUGUCCCAAUAAAUGGAAUCCGUAUCAUACUUGUGUUGAAUAUUGUAAAAAAAGAUAUGGUAUUAAACAGUAUACACCAGAUCCAGCAACUGAAAAACGUCGUAGAAAAAUGUUGAAAAAAUAUCCAUUACCAAGCAAUUGGCGUGAAGUAUCUGAUGCUAAUUUAGAUCGAUGUUAUUACUGGAAUUUAGAAACCGAUGAAGUAUCAUGGUUACCACCUUCUCAUCCACGUUCACAUAUAACUCAAUCAGCUAUUAAAUUAAAACAAAAAGAACUGGAAAAAAAAACUGCAGAAGCACAAAAACAAGCAUCAGGAUCAUCGAAAAAGAAGAAGAAAAAGAAAAAUUCAAAUGAUGCUGGAGAACGAUCAGAUACAGAUGAAGAAGAUUUAAAUCCUGUACAAAAAUUAAAACGUAAAAUUGGUAAGUACAUCAAAUUAAUCUAA
Messenger RNA from Rotaria sp. Silwood2, 681 nucleotides. The record is from the annotation of a GenBank genome assembly. NCBI's taxonomy places the organism in Eukaryota, Metazoa, Rotifera, Eurotatoria, Philodinida, Philodinidae.